GCCCACUCGUGACGUUGCUCAACUUUACACGAUUCUAUUUAUUUAUUUUACGAAUAGUAAAAUGUCAAGACUGUGAGCAGGUGUUUCAAAUACGUUUGCGAUCUUUUUAGUUAUAUGUAUGUGUAAAAAAAUAAAUAAGUUUAAAAACUCGUUUGUUUUUAUUUUUACGCGGGAGGUCAAAGGUUACAAACAAAAUGGCCGAACACUGUGGAGUAGUGAUCACAAUGCUGUGAGCAACCGGACUAAAAGGAUAUAUAUUCGGAUAUUUUACUACACGCCAACCACAGCAAUCAUUAUUUGGACAUAUUUUCUUUUGUUCACUGCACCGUGAUGCUCGCCUUAGUUAUAUAUACUUCCUAUGGUUGCAUUAAAGGACCGCAAACAUUGGUAGCUGAGAGAAACACAGCACGGAGAAGUGUUAUGGUGCUUUGAAACGUCUGUCAAUUCACAAGGAGGAGCGAGGAUGAACCGGAAAAAGGAUAAGGGCUUUGAGAGCCCGCGCCCCUUUAAAUUGACCCACCAGGUGGUGUGCAUCAACAACAUUAACUUCCAGAGGAAAUCUGUCAUAGGUUUCGUUGAGCUCACCAUUUUUCCCACUGUGGUCAACCUGAACAGGAUCAAGCUUAACAGCAAACAGUGUCGCAUCUACAGGGUCCGAGUCAAUGAACUGGAAGCGCCAUUCAUUUACAACGACCCCACACUUGAGGUGUGCCACCAUGAGUCCAAGCAGAGGAACCUCAACUAUUUCUCCAGCGCUUACACAGCAGCGGUGAGUGCCGUUGACCCCGAUGCAGGACAUGGGGAGCUGGUCAUCAAAGUUCCCUCUGAGCUCUGGAAACAAGGAGAUGAUUUAAAGGUUUUGAAGGUGUACAUCGAGUUUUCCCUGGACCAGCCUAAAGGAGGUCUCCACUUCGUUGUUCCUGACGUAGAGGGCAGCAUGGCAGAGAGAGGGGCUCAUGUGUUCUCCUUUGGAUACCAGAACUCCACCAGAUUCUGGUUCCCCUGUGUUGACUCCUACUCUGAGCUCUGUACGUGGAAGCUGGAGUUCACCGUGGAUGCAUCCAUGGUGGCGGUGUCCUGUGGCGAUCUGUUGGAGACCAUCUACACUCAUGACAUGAGGAAAAAGACUUUCCACUAUGUCCUUCCAAUCCCCACCGCAGCCCCCAACAUCUCCCUGGCUGUGGGGCCCUUUGAAAUCCUUGUGGACCCCUACAUGCAUGAGGUGACUCAUUUCUGUCUGCCACAGCUGCUGCCGCUGCUCAAACACUCCAUGUCUUACCUGCAUGAGAUCUUUGAGUUCUAUGAGGAGAUCCUGACAUGCCGCUACCCUUACGCCUGCUUCAAGACCGUGUAUGUGGAUGAGGCCUACGUCCAGGUGUCUACCUAUGCCUCCAUGAGCAUUUUCAGCACCAACCUGCUCCACAGCUCCAUGAUCAUAGACCAGACCCCACAGACGCGCCGCUGUCUUGCCCAGGCUUUAGCUCAGCAGUUCUUCGGCUGCUUCAUCUCCAGGAUGUCGUGGGCGGAUGAGUGGGUGCUGAAGGGAAUCUCAGGCUAUAUCUACGGUCUGUACCUGAAGAAGACUUUUGGAGUCAAUGAGUACCGGCACUGGAUCAAAGAGGAGUUGGACAAGAUUGUGGACUAUGAGCUAAAGAUGGGAGGUGUUCUGCUGCACCCGACCUUCGGUGGAGGCAAAGAGAAAGACAAUCCGACGCCCCACCUUCACUUCUCCAUCAAACACCCCCAUACUAUGUCCUGGGAGUACUACAAGAUGUUUCAGUGUAAAGCCCACCUGGUGAUGAGGCUGAUAGAGAACAGGAUCAGCAUGGAGUUCAUGUUGCAGGUUUUCAACAAGCUGCUGAGCCUGGCCAGCACCGCCUCCUCCCAGAAAUACCAGAGCCACAUGUGGAGUCAGAUGCUUCUGUCCACUCACGCCUUCCUCAAAUCCAUCUCCAACGUCUCCGGCAAGGACAUCGGCCCCCUCAUCAAACAAUGGGUAGACCAAAGUUCUGUCGUGAAAUUCUUUGGCAGUUUUGCCUUCAACAGGAAGAGAAACGUGUUGGAGCUGGAGAUCCGACAGGACUACACGUCAUCUGGAACACAGAAAUACGUGGGUCCCAUUAAGGUGACGGUGCAGGAGCUGGAUGGAUCCUUCAACCACACGCUGCAGAUCGAGGAGAACAGUCUGAAACACGACAUUCCCUGUCACUCCAAGAGCAGACGAAACAAGAAAAAGAAGAUCCCUCUGAUGAACGGAGAGGAGGUGGACAUGGAUUUAUCCGCCAUGGAUGCCGACUCUCCUCUUCUCUGGAUCCGGAUCGACCCCGACAUGUCCAUCCUGAGGAAGGUGGAGUUUGAGCAGGCUGACUUCAUGUGGCAGUAUCAGCUACGCUAUGAAAGGGAUGUGGUCGCACAGGAGGAGGCAAUCUCUGCUCUGGAAAAGUUCCCGACUCCGGCCUCCAGACUGGCUCUGACAGACAUCCUGGAGCAGGAACAGUGUUUCUACAAAGUCCGCAUGCAGGCCUGCUUCUGUUUGGCCAAGAUAGCCAAUUCCAUGGUGAGCACGUGGCAGGGCCCGCCUGCCAUGAAGUCUCUGUUCACACGAAUGUUCUGCUGCAAGAGCUGCCCCAACAUUGUCAAGACCAACAACUUCAUCAACUUCCAGAGUUACUUCCUGCAGAGGACGAUGCCGGUAGCGAUGGCUUUACUCAGAGAUGUCCAGAACCUCUGUCCCAAAGACGUUCUCAACUUCAUUCUUGACCUCAUCAAAUACAACGAUAACAGAAAAAACAAAUUUUCAGAUAACUACUACCGUGCAGAUCUGAUCGAGGCGCUCACCAACUCUCUGACGCCGGCCAUCAGCAUUAACAACGAGGUGCGGACGGUGGAUAACCUGAACGGCGACGUGCGUUUCAUCCUGGAGGAGAUCACAAGAUUCCUCAACAUGGAGAAACUGCUGCCGAGCUUCAGGAACACCAUCACUGUCAGCUGUCUGAAGGCGAUUCGUCAGCUGCAGAAGAACGGCCACAUCCCCAGCGACGCCUCACUCUUCAAGUCAUACGCAGAGUAUGGACACUUUGUGGACGUUCGCGUCGCUGCACUGGAGGCUCUGAUUGAUUAUACUCGAGUGGAAAGAAGUUCAGUGGAGCUGCAGUGGCUACUCAACAUGGUCGAGAAUGACACAACUCAUUAUGUCAGACACAAGAUCCUGGGCAUGCUCGCAAAGAAUCCACCUUUCACCAAGUCAACAGACUCGGCUCUGUGCAACGAAGCUCUGGUCGACCAGCUCUGGAAGCUCAUGAACUCAGGUACCUCCCAUGACUGGCGGCUGCGCUGCGACGCUGUGAACCUCUACUACACUCUGUUCGGCCUGACUCGGCCAUCCUGCCUGCCCCUGCCUGAACUUGGUCUGGUGCUCAACCUGAAGGAAAAGAAAGCUGUACUGAACCCCACCAUUAAGCCCGAGCUGGGGGUCAGCACCGUCAUAGACACCCCUGCAAGUAUCGGUAUCCAUGGCGUGGGCAUGAGCUACAUAGCUGUGGAGGAAGAGCCAGAUCCCGUAUCAUUGGGAGUUUGUGGGGUGGGCCAACCGCCUCAGGGUUUGAAGAGGAAGGCUGAGACCCCUCUGGGCUCCCCUCCAGAGCCGGGACAGAUCCUGCAGCAGCAAGAUGACGACGUACGAGGAGGGCGCUUCAAGAUCAGGUUCAACACGAUGGAAGAGGAAGACAUCGACAUGGAGACUGUUCAUGACAGUCAGGCCUUCAUUCACCAUCACCUGAAUCUCUUAGAGAGACCAUCGACUCCUGGGAAAGAACCGCCGUCAGUGGAGCAGUCCAUGCUCUCCAUGCCCGCCACACCAGUGCCCUCCUUCUCAAAAGACACCACCUCCUCCUCCUCCAAGCACGCCGGUGAACACGGCCACCAUCAUCACCACCACCACCACGAGCACAAGAAGAAGAAGAAGAAGCACAAGCACAAACACAAGCACAAGCACAAACACGAGAGCAAGGAUAAGGAGAAGGACCGAGACCGGGACAACUCUCACGCCUACAGCAACAGCCCGGCUAGCGGCAGGUCGCUGCGCUCGCCAUCUCUGUCGGAUUGAUGCGGUGCUCUCGUUGGUUCAGCAGCAGAGACAACAACUUACAAGGUCAUCCCUUUAUUACUUAGUAGUAUCAUCAUGACAGACUCAGAUCAUCAGCAUCAUUGAAGCAGUUUUUUUUAUGAAACAUGGAAGUCUGAGCUUGAAACAUUUCCUCUAAUGUCACACUCAGGACAGGAAGCUCAAACACACCAUGAACCAUGUAAAAAUUCAGUCAUUAUUUUAUAAAUCACCUGGCAAUGUUUACAAAAUACAGACUCUUAAGCAGGGCUUUACUCAUAAAGCUCUACCAUCUGGAUGUGAACAAGCACAGGUGACAGAUGUCAUCUCGUAGCGUGGCAUGGUUUGUCAGUAUGUUGAUCCAUUAAAUGGAGAUAAAGUUAUAUAUAGUCUGUUUCUGGUUAAACUGACAUAUAACCACUCCGCCAGAGCAAUGAGGAACCAGCUAACCUGCAAGGAGGACUGAAGGCUGGUGGUGCUAGUUCUGUUAAUGGUAGCCACACUUUGCUAACCGAUUCACCAUUAUUUACCCCCAAACUCUGUGAUCUUUUGUUUAGCCAUGUUAAAUAAAUCGUGUUCAUUUUUAAA
Molecule: messenger RNA, 4690 nt
Organism: Notolabrus celidotus (New Zealand spotty)
Lineage: Eukaryota; Metazoa; Chordata; Actinopteri; Labriformes; Labridae
Gene: taf2
Product: TAF2 RNA polymerase II, TATA box binding protein (TBP)-associated factor
Exons: 28
Coding region: 464-4105 (1213 amino acids)
Biological process (GO): transcription initiation at RNA polymerase II promoter
Cellular component (GO): transcription factor TFIID complex
Molecular function (GO): transcription cis-regulatory region binding; chromatin binding; RNA polymerase II general transcription initiation factor activity
Source: RefSeq, a predicted model, not a curated record